This is a messenger RNA of Suncus etruscus (white-toothed pygmy shrew), 778 nucleotides long. RefSeq names its product carbonyl reductase [NADPH] 2-like. The record is from RefSeq and is a predicted model, not a curated record. Gene Ontology annotation, molecular function: L-xylulose reductase (NADPH) activity; carbonyl reductase (NADPH) activity. The transcript is spliced from 8 exons. Gene Ontology annotation, biological process: xylulose metabolic process; glucose metabolic process. Bases 1 to 735 code for a protein of 244 amino acids. Lineage: Eukaryota; Metazoa; Chordata; Mammalia; Eulipotyphla; Soricidae.
AUGCAGCUGAACUUCCAAGGCCUACGGGCUCUGGUGACCGGGGCCGGGAAAGGGAUCGGACGGGGUACGGCUCAGGCGCUGCACGCGGCAGGAGCCAGAGUGGUGGCUGUGACCCGCACCCAAGCCGACCUGGUCAGCCUGGCCCGGGAGUGCCCCGGAGUGGAGCCCGUGUGCGUGGACCUGGGCGACUGGGAGGCCACAGAGCGGGCGCUGGGAGACGUGGGCGCCGUGGACCUGCUGGUGAACAACGCGGGGGUGGCCAUUGUGCAGCCCUUCCUGAGCAUCACCAAAGAGAUCUUCGACAGGUCUUUCCACGUGAACCUGCGUUCAGUCGUCCAGGUGUCCCAGAUCGUGGCCCACGGCAUGGUGAAGCGAGGGGUGCCCGGCUCCAUCGUGAACGUGUCCAGCAUAGUGGCUCACACGGCCUUGCCCAACGUGGCAGUCUACAGCUCCACCAAGGGCGCCAUGACCAUGCUCACCAAAGUGAUGGCCGCGGAGCUGGGCCCACACAAGAUCCGCGUGAACUCCGUGAACCCCACGGUGGUGAUGACCAACAUGGGCAAGCAAGUCCUGGAGGACCCUGAGUUGUUCAAGCGGUUGCAGGAGCGCCACCCGCUGGGCAAGUUCGCAGAGCUGGAGGACGUGGUCAACAGCAUCCUCUUCCUGCUCAGCGACUGCAGCGCCUCCACCACCGGCUCGGGCAUCAUGGUGGACGCGGGGUAUCUGUCUUCUUAGAGCACUCGCGCAGGAGUCCAGCCGCCGCCGGGGACCUGGCCUG